UAAAGUUGGAUAAUAUAAGACCCUUUUAAUCAAAAAAAUGUAAAGUACAUGAUGCUGACAUAUGCAUUCAAAACUAGAGACAAAUUUAACUAUGUAGACUUUAUAUAUGACCAUACCUUUAUGCCUAACCUAUACUAUUCUACAACAUUGUUAUUCAAAUUUCAAAAUUAGUCCUACAUUAUUAUUUUUAUUUAUGUUAUGUACUACCAUAAUUAUUUAUGGUUUUUGUCAGUGUUCCCUUUUAUUGUGUCUUUGUUUGGUGACAUGUCACUUUCUUAAACUCAAAUUUCUCAUCAACCCUAUUGAGAUCUGGUCUAUAUUAACCUUCUUUUGGUGUUCUCAUUGGUACUAUUAUUAUAAAGUUGUGUUUUUUUCUUCAUGGUUUUGAAGCUAUGAACUUGAGUAAAUCAGAUUUGGAAGAAAGGAUGAAAAUGUUGGCAAUUGGAACAAGUGAAGAAGAAGAAGAAGGUGACACUUUUGCUGAAAGAGCAGAAACUUACUAUCAAAAGAGACCUCAACUACUUUCACUUCUGCAUGAUUUGUACAAUGGCUAUGUCACUUUAUCCGAUCGAUAUAUACAAACACUUGCAAAGCAUAAGCAUCAUAGUAGACACUCUUCACAAGUUUCAACUUUGGAAGAAGGUUUUUCUGAUCAAGAAGAAGUUAUUAGUGGUGUGAGUCAAGUUGAUUCGGAUAUGGAAAGUUCAAUCUCUUAUCAACAAAUGCUGCCAAUGGUUAAGGGUUCCAUGGUUGAUGUUGAUGCAAUUGUAGCUGAGCUUGUGAUGAAGAAUGUUAUGUGUGAUUUUUUGGUUCAUGAGGUUGGUGUCAUGGAGAGAAAGUAUUGUGAGUCUUCGAGGAAAAGUGAGUUACAGAAGAGUUUGCUUGAGGUGUUGGAAUCUGAGAGACUUGUUUUGUUGAAUGAGAAUGCUGGUUUGAGUUAUAGAGUUAAUAGUUUGGUUGAGGAGAACAAAGAGCUUGCGUCCGAGUCGGUUUUCAUCAAGAGAAAAGCUGGUGAGUUGGCUAAGUGUGUGCUGAAGAUGAGGGAGGAUCAUAGAGUUUAUCUAUUGCAUAGGAAAAUUGAAGAUCUUCAAGGCCAGAUACAUGGCUUGGAGAAGAGGAACAAGGAGUAUUAUGAGAGGCUUUUGAGAAGAGAGAGUCAAGAAAAUGGCGGUUGUAUCGGCAACAAAGGGAAGAAUGGCGGUGAAGGGAUAGCUUUGGAAGUUCAUGUUCAAAUGGAGAAGCCUAGAAGGUUUAAGUGGAAAGAAGAAGGAAAUUCUUCUAGGAAGAAUUUUGCUGGGAAGAAAGGUCAUAGUUUGUGGAAAAAGUUGAAGAACAUGGACUUGCUGUUAUGUGGGACUAAUCCAACCUGCGCUUGAUCUUGAUCAGAUGGUUCAGAAAUGGUCGACUGCGUGGAAUCACGUGGUUUUUAGUAUUCACCAAAGAUUUAUAUGUAUACUUUUUGGCUCUUGAACACUAGUAGUAGAUUUCUAGGUUACUAAGCAUGUGUUUGGUUUUGCGUUAGAGACCCUAAACUCGUGUCCAACCAUGCUUUUGCCGCGAUUUCUAUGAAGCUAUAAAAUCAUGCUUUUAAGCUAUGGUGUAUAUUAAUAUGAACUCUAGCUAAGCCUUUUGAUAAACUAAUUGUAGAUUAGUUAACAUAAGCUAGAGUCAAUACUUUUGCCUCUAGUAUUAUAGCUGGUGGUUUAAUUCUUGCUUUGUUGCUUUUGUUAAAAGCUUUGUUUAACAAAAUUAUGUUAUGCAUCAUCAAACAAUGUUGUAUGAAGUGAUUAGCCUUAAUGUUGAAUGCCCUUUUGUUAUA
This is a messenger RNA of Medicago truncatula (barrel medic), 1819 nucleotides long. RefSeq names its product kinase-interacting family protein. The transcript is spliced from 2 exons. NCBI's taxonomy places the organism in Eukaryota, Viridiplantae, Streptophyta, Magnoliopsida, Fabales, Fabaceae. Gene Ontology annotation, molecular function: actin binding. The record is from RefSeq and is a predicted model, not a curated record. Bases 393 to 1376 code for a protein of 327 amino acids.